Messenger RNA from Folsomia candida, 2339 nucleotides. Its product is annotated as lamin Dm0. The record is from RefSeq and is a predicted model, not a curated record. NCBI's taxonomy places the organism in Eukaryota, Metazoa, Arthropoda, Collembola, Entomobryomorpha, Isotomidae. The transcript is spliced from 11 exons. Bases 653 to 1918 code for a protein of 421 amino acids.
AGUGGCUUUAGCUGGUAAUGACGGGGAAGGAGAUUUUAUUGUGGCAUCACAUAUCUAGCUUCAUCCUCUACACACUCUGCUUAAUAGAUCCACUUCGCAGUAUUAACUUUACCUGAGAGUUGACAACACCAAAUAGCUCUACACACCUGUCUGUUGGUGGAAGUGAUCUGCACAAUCGUGCAUUGCACCAGGAGUAGUAAAUAUACGUAUAUCCUUGUUGCACAUCCAUCAUAAAAGUGUACAAUCUACGUAUGCAAAUAAGUAUUAGUCGAGUGAAUUGGAUGAAUUGCAUUACUUUUAAACGACAAUCGUCCGUAUACAUGCACUCGCUCACCCUCGCUCACGGAACAUAAAUUCCAUUCCUAUUGACUUACGGAACUGAAGCGUAUUAUUAGCAAGUUAUACACAAUACAAGCAAUCAAUUUGGCAAGGAAUUUUCAACAACAGCCACACCAAUUAUUAGUGUUGUUUGGUUCAUCGGACGUACAACUUGUUUGCACUUGUGUUAGUGGCAUACCAAUUUUCAGCAAUUUUGGAAACAAGGAGAAGAAAAAUUGCAUUGAACUUCAAGAUCUUUUAGCAGUGCAGCAAGACAUAUUUAGCAUAACAUUUGCAACGCGUGGGUGAACUUCUCCAUAUUAAGGACGACAAUAUGGCCAGCAAAUCCAGGAAGUACGAGCCAAUUUCGCCUGGGAGUCACGGGUAUGGGUCGGCCACAUCUACGCCAACCCCUGGAAUCGGUAUGCCUGUCCAACGACCCAAGACGCCAACGAUGAAAUCGAGGAUAGAAGAAAAAAAUGCCUUAAUCGGUCUCAACAACAGGCUUGCAAAUAUUUUGCAGAGAAAGCAAGAAUUGGAAGAUGAGAACUCCUUGCUGGGCAAAGAGCUUGUGGCCGAAAGGGAAAAUACGAUAAAAACAUUGACACGACUUCAAACGACGUAUGACACAGAGUUGGAUAACCUUCGAAAACUGUUGGAAGAUAGUGAAAAGGAUCGAGCCAAGUUGGGCAUGAACUACGACAAGAAAGCGAAUGAAGUUCAAAUGCUACAAAACAAAUUGGCCCAACUCAAGGCACAGAUUGAAAAGCUCACGUCAGAUUUGAUGAAGUCGCACGAUGACAGGGACAAACUGGCCAGAGAUAAUUCGGAUCUUCUCGACGAAAACGCUCGUCUUAUCCAAGAGCUGGAAGAGAUGCGAAAUGGUUUGGAGAGAGCAGCCAUGCAAAAAAUUGAGCUUCAAAGCCAUAUCAAAGGAAAUGCUGAAGAAUUUGCAGUCAAGACCCAAAUUUUCGAACAAGAAAUUGAGAACUUCAAAAAACACAGAGAGAUUGAAAUCAAUGAAAUGGAUAACCGACUUCAGAAGAAAUAUGAGUCAAUGCUCGAAAAUGAUAUACAAGCAUUGAGAGACGAAUUUGAUCGCCAAGCCCAGGCGAGCAGGGAAGCAAUGGAGAACUUGUACAACGCCAAGGAAGCUGACCUUAAAAACCAAAUCAAGAGGUUGAAAGACACAAUCACGAGCAAGGGUGAUGAGCUCAGCGCUGUUCAAUCCAAGUUGGAAUCAAUCACCCAAAAGUUGUCGCAAUUGGAGGGCGAACGGGUUUCAUACCAGCAAAUGAUUCGAGAUUUGCAAAAGAAAAUCCAGGACGAUGAGGAGGCGUAUGCUCGGGACAGGGCUCGACUCGAGGGUGAGAAUGAAGAUCUUCGGCGACAGAAGGAAAAUCUCAUCAAGGAAUAUCAAGAUUUAUGGGAUACUAAAACAGCGCUGGACAAUGAAAUUGCUACUUAUCACGUCCUCCUCGAAGGGGAAGAAAGACGAUUAAGCAUGGAACCGGUGAAAGGAAGUCCACGCCAGACAACUACGACUAGACGUGAGACAACGGCAUCGUCAAGUAUCAAGUCCUCAUUUACAGUUGUUUAAACUUGAAUUAAAAUAAUAGCAAAGAAAACAACUAAAAUUUUUGUGAAAAAUGUUUAGGCACAAAAUUAUUCGUGUAAAUAACUUCACUGCCUAUUUUUAUAAUAGAAGAGAUUUAACCUACACUGCUUAUAAUGUGAUUUACUAGAAUAAUUUCUAUAUAAAAAUUCUCUAAAAAAAUUGGCGUAUUUUAAAUAGCUCUCUAAGCCACUGUUUUCAAUCCCGUUAAGGCGUACUCCGUCCGUAUAUUACAAAAUUCCGUCGGCAUUAGAAUUAUUCAAUUGGUUUAUUUUUUUGGUAAUAGUGGAUAUCUAAAUUAUGAAUUGUUAUUGGGCUGCUAUUAUAAACAGAAAAUUUACAAGCUGUGCUAAAUAUGAUUAUGAAUAGUAGUACUAAUAAAUUCAGAUUUCAUUAAUAACAAGCA